ACUGGACUGCCUGGGGACCACCCGCCAAGCCCGCGCCAUUGCUGGAAGAGUUCCCGCCCUUCUCUGCGAGCGCCCUCAGCCGUCCUCAGUGUGGCCGCCAGAUAUGCCCUUGCAAGACUGUACACUUUCUAGAGACGAGACCACUGAGGCAGAGAUUAUGGCUGCUGUGGUUUUUUCAGUUGGACUUCUGAGCCCCGAAGUUACCCAGCCACAUGAAGAGCUACAGCUUCAAGCAGGAGAAGCAGAAUUAGUGAAGGAAUCAGUGACAUUUAAGGAUGUGGCUAUAGACUUCACGUUGGAGGAAUGGAGGUUGAUGGAUCCUACGCAGAGGAAGUUGCACAAGGAUGUGAUGCUAGAGAAUUACAGAAAUCUGGUCUCCCUGGGACUUGCAAUUUCUAAACCAGAUAUGAUAUAUCAUUUGGAGAAUGGAAAAGGACCCUGGACGGUAGUGAGAGAAAUUUCAAGAUCCCACCACCUGGACUUGAAGACCAAAUCUACAACCAAGAAUGCUGUGUUAACAGAGGGUGUUUUUGAAGAUUUAUCACAGGAGAUUAUAGUAGAGAAUCUCAGAGAGAACAGUCUAUGGGAUUCCCCAAUGGAAGGAUUGUGGAAGUGGAGUGGAAGAAUUUUGAGAUGGCAAAAUACUCAGGAGAGUCACUUGAGUCAAAGAAUCGUAACACACAAGAAGACUCCCUCCACUCAAAGAGGCUUCAGAUUUGGAUCUGCUCUUUUUCCAGAACCAGUAAUUAUUACAGAAGACUCUCAUGGAAAAUGCCAAAUAUGUGAAGAAAGCUUGACAGAGAAUUUAGAUUUGAUUGCAGACGCUCAUUUGGGAAAGACAGUUUGUAAGAAUACAAAAGGUAACAAAACGCUAAGACACAUUUCAGAACUUACUUCUGGAAAAACAUCGAGAGAUAAAGAAAAACCCUAUAAAUGUAGUACGUGUGAAAAGGCCUUUCGUUAUAGGUCAUUACUCAUUCAGCAUCAGAGAACUCACACUAAAGAAAAACCUUAUGAAUGUAAUGAAUGUGGGAAGACAUUCAGCCAGCCUUCUUAUCUUAGUCAGCAUAAAAAAAUUCACACAGGAGAAAAACCCUAUAAAUGUAACGAAUGUGGAAAAGCCUUCAUUGCUUCUUCAUCACUUAUGGUACAUCAGAGAAUUCAUACUAAGGAAAAGCCUUAUCAGUGCAAUGUCUGUGGAAAAUCCUUUAGUCAGUGUGCCCGCCUUAAUCAGCACCAGCGAGUUCAAACUGGAGAAAAACCCUAUGGAUGUAGUAAAUGUGGGAAAGCUUUUAGUGAUAAAUCAAAACUUGCAAGACAUCAGGAAACGCAUAAUGGUGAGAAGCCUUACAAAUGUAAUGAUUGUGGAAAAGCCUUUAGGAAUAAAUCAUAUCUUAGUGUACAUCAGAAGACUCAUACUGAAGAGAAACCAUACAAAUGCAACGAGUGUGGGAAAUCUUUCAAGAAUACCACAAUUUUUAAUGUUCAUCAGAGGAUUCAUACUGGAGAGAAACCCUUUAGAUGUAAGGAAUGUGGGAAAGCCUACAGAAGUAAUUCAAGCCUUAUUGUGCAUAUCAGAACUCAUACAGGAGAAAAACCCUAUGAAUGCAGUGAAUGUGGGAAAGCAUUCAACCGCAUAGCAAACUUCACUGAACAUCAGAGAAUUCAUACAGGAGAGAAACCCUAUAAAUGUAAUGAGUGUGGAAAAGCAUUUAUUAACUAUUCAUGCCUUACCGUACACCACAGAGUGCAUACAGGAGAGAAACCCUAUAAAUGUAAUGAAUGCGGAAAAGCCUUCAUGCGUUCUUCGUCUCUGAUCAUACAUCAGCGAAUUCACACUGAAGAGAAACCUUAUUUAUGUAAUGAAUGUGGGGAAUCCUUCAGAAUAAAAUCACACUUAACUGUACAUCAAAGGAUCCAUACUGGGGAGAAACCCUAUAAGUGUGCUGAUUGUGCAAAAGCAUUCACUAAAAUGGUAAAUCUCAAGGAGCAUCAGAAAAUUCAUACUGGAGUAAAACCCUAUACAUGUCACGACUGUGGGAAGUCCUUUAGGACUAAGUCAUACCUUAUUGUGCAUCAGAGGACACAUACUGGAGAAAAACCAUAUAAGUGUAAGGAAUGUGAGAAAGCUUUUACUAAUACAUCACAGCUCACUGUGCAUCAAAGAAGGCACACAGGAGAGAAACCCUACAAGUGUAAUGAGUGUGGGAAGGUUUUUACAAGUAACUCUGGCUUCAAUACCCACCAGCGAACACAUACUGGUGAGAAACCAUUCAAAUGUAAUGAGUGUGGGAAAGCAUUUAGCCAGAUGGUGCAUGUCACAGAACAUCAGAAAAUUCAUAGUGGAGAAAAACCCUAUAAAUGUGACAUCUGUGGGAAAGCCUUCAGGAGAGGUUCAUACCUCACUGUACACUGGAGAACACAUACUGGAGAAAAGCCUUAUACCUGUAAGGAAUGUGGAAAAGGUUGUAUUACCGUAUCACAGCUAACUCUACAUCAGAGAAUCCAUACUGGAGAAAGGCCCUAUAAAUGUGAAGAAUGUGGAAAAGCCUUCAGAACUAACUCAGACUUCACUGUACACCUGAGAAUGCAUACUGGAGAAAAACCCUAUAAAUGUAACGAAUGUGAAAAAGGCUUUAGGAGUAGCUCAAGCCUUACUGUACAUCAAAGAGUACAUCAGAGAGACACUCAGUUACUAUAGAGAGCAGCAAGUCAUUCACUCAAGUAUCAACUCUGUGAGAAGACUCCUCUAAGCUAAGUUUUAUAAGUUUAGGAAAGUCUUCACUAAAAAUGCACUGGAAAAUGUACAUGUAAGAGAUACUAUAAUAAAUGUGGAAAAUCAUUUAGUUAUAUUUCAAAAUUACAGGAUACUUCACACUAAAGAAAUAUCUACAGAUGAAAACUUUCACCUGGAUGUCAUACUCAUUCAACAUAUCUAAAAUUAAUUGCCCAUACAUAUAUUUGUCAGUUUUUGUUUGACUGCCUUUUCUUAUAUAGAGAGAGGUGUGCCAGGGCAUGGUGGCACCCUCCUGUAAUCUCAGCAUUCAAGAGGGUGAGGCAGGAUGAUUGUUGCAAAUUCAAGACCAGCCUGGGCUACAAAGUGAGCCCAAGGCCAACCUGAACUACAUCACAAGACCCUGUCUCUAAAUAAGUAAAUUUGGAGGUGCUUUUAUUUAUAUUUUUUGACAUCAAGCCUUUAUCGUGUAUAUGAUAAAUUUUUUUCUUAAUCUAGCCUAUAUAUUUUUAUAUAUUAGUCACAACAUUUAAAUUUUUAUACUAAAAUAUAUCUUGUUAGGUUCUUUACUUUUUUAAUUAAAAGACAUAUCUUUAAUCUCUGGGAUUAAAAUAUAUAUUUAUUUUGGAAGAUUUUGGUUAUUUUUUACUUUUAGGUUUUUAAUCCAUCUGGACUGAAUUGUUCUUCACAGAAAAGGUACUCUAAAUGACCAUUAACCUAUUCAAAUUUAAACCUAAAUUCUACUCAGGGAAAUGCAAAUUUAAACUACUAAUGAGAUCAAACUUUCAUUUCAUGUGGAUUGAAAGAAAUCAGUCUCUUCUUUCCUGGGGGGUUUGGUAACCAUGUGCUCUAAACUUAAAGAUUGUGUAACUAAUUUUCCCACAAGCAGUCCAGCAAUAUAUACUGUCUUAAAUGUUGUUUGAUCCAAAAUUCUCAUAAAAUAAAAAUGUCAUAAAAUAAAAGCAUCAUCAAUGCAAAAAAAUACAGAUAAAUAAGGAUUUUUUGUUGGAUUAUUCAUUUUGUAUGUAGGAAACUAAGUGUCAAUUAAUAGGGAAUUGUUUGAAUAAAUUAUGUUAUCCAGUAUUUUAGAAUAGCUUGAGAAUUUUUAAAAUGACUUAUACUAAUUGACUUAAAGAUUUGUCAAAAUAUUUGAUAAAAUUAUCACUUUAUAACAGAUGUAUAUAGAUAAAAAUUUCAUUUUUGUUAAAGUAAGUGUUAUGUGUAUUGUGUAUAUGUGUGUUUGUGUGAUUACAUGUACAUAAGGACAGGCAUAGAAGAAGGUGUACCAGGCUAUCAGUAUUGGUUGCCUUGAGGUGAACGAAAAAAGAAAACAUGAGAUUAGAGGAAAGAGACUUUAAAAAUAGAAAUAUGUAAAUGUAGCAUGUAUGGUAUAAAACUGUAUAUGUAAUAUGUAUUUAUGUGAACAUUUCAGAGAAUGAAUGUUCUUCAAGAAGUUAGUGAUGGUAGAUGAUUGGAUAUUGUUGAACUUUGCUGUUCUCUACAAUGUGCAUGUAAUAUUUACAUAAAAAGGAAAAAUCUU
Molecule: messenger RNA, 4274 nt
Organism: Cavia porcellus (domestic guinea pig)
Lineage: Eukaryota; Metazoa; Chordata; Mammalia; Rodentia; Caviidae
Gene: Znf624
Product: zinc finger protein 624
Exons: 6
Coding region: 104-2701 (865 amino acids)
Biological process (GO): regulation of transcription by RNA polymerase II
Molecular function (GO): DNA-binding transcription factor activity; RNA polymerase II cis-regulatory region sequence-specific DNA binding
Source: RefSeq, a predicted model, not a curated record